Molecule: messenger RNA, 1971 nt
Organism: Chaetomium globosum CBS 148.51
Lineage: Eukaryota; Fungi; Ascomycota; Sordariomycetes; Sordariales; Chaetomiaceae
Exons: 2
Coding region: 1-1971 (656 amino acids)
Molecular function (GO): protein binding
Source: RefSeq, a predicted model, not a curated record
AUGGCUCCUCGACUUGCGGAGCUACCCGACGAUAUCCUCUUUCUGGUCUUUGCCAAUUUGGAAAGCGCUCGGGAACUAUGGGCUCUCGCACUUUCCUGUCACAAAUUCCGGCAACUGGUCCAGAGCGAUGGGUGGCGCAUUUUUGUCAGGAACAGGUUCCCGACCCUCAGUGUCCCAGCUCCGGCUACAGGAAGCCACACAUGGCAGCAACUGGCCGAAUCGAUGACUUGGCAAAGUCGAUGCUGGGAUAAGCGGUCCCUUCAGUUCCAGGUCCUACUUCCUCGUCGCCCCGACCCUACCCAUGGGAGGCACGGGUGGCGGCAAAGAGACCCCGUGACUGCGUUCAUGUCUGUUGUUGACGCUCACCUUGACCUUGCUACCCAACAAGAGCUUGCAGUGUGGGGCGCCGGGGAGGAUAUCGUCGCUCGCUAUCGGGAGCGACAAGGGCGAGGCAAGGUUUCGAAAACCUCCUGGCAGAAGCUAGAAGGUGGAAAGCUCGGUCUCAGCGGCGGCUAUGACGACGUGAAUACCAUCAAAAUCGUCAAGCAUGGCAGUGGGCGAGCCAUCGUCGCGGGACGGCAUAACGGUGUACUGUCUCUCCUGUCCGCUGAACCAGACCGUUUCGGGGAGCAUAUUGCCCAGUUUGUUUCUGCUACCGACCCGGGGAUCAGCACCCGUCAGCUCUCCGAACCGGGCACCAUCAACGCUCUAGAUGUCGUUGACAGCAGCAAGGGCACGUUGGUUGCUGCCGCUUCCAAGUCCGACUUGAGGAUUUACGGUCUAUCGGAGGAGCAUUCUGGGGAAAUAGCGCCUUCCACGUCCUACGACUUGAAAGAAAGGGAUCUGAUGCCUAGUUCUGCGAGGCUGGGUGGCGCCAAAUGGAUGGGAAACGGAGAGUCCAUAGCACUUGCUGUGGUUGGCUGCAAAGACCCUCUUCGUUAUCUGGCUCUUACACCCACAGGGUGGUCUCACCAUGCCGUUGGGAAGAGCAGGAGGAUAGAGGAUGAAUUCGACGUCGGCUCUGACAAGACUAUCUCCCCAAACUCUCUUGAGCCAGUCUACCUACAUUCAGGGGCUAAAAGGGGAACAAGCUUGCUCCUCAGUUCGUGGAAAGACGGCACGAUAAGACUCCAAGACCUCCGCACAUCCUCUUCUUUCGACGCCGUGUAUCAGGAUAACGUGGAUCCAUGGUCCGUCGCCGAAUCCCUCAUGGCCUACGGCACAGAGAGAUUUGUAGCAGGCGGUGGAGAUGGGCUCACGCUUCAGGUGUUCGACUUCCGGUGGACGAAAGGUUACUACCACACCUCUGGCCUUUCGUGCCUCGACCGCGCCCCCUUCCCGCGGCCUCACCAGCCCUUUAUGAAACCGGCCGGCAUCGAAGGGAAAGGCAGGGCGCGCUGUGACCAUCUCCUGGGCCUACCCUGCCGCUGGCAUGAGCUCUCAAAACAUCUCUACUAUCGGCCCAACGCCAAGUACUUUCUCUCCAACUCACUCCGAUACUUCAAAUUGUGCAGCGUAUGGUCCCUUGCCCGGCCUUCGGACGUCUCGCCCAACUUUUACGUCGGCAUCUCGGGGGGAGUCGUUGAAGUGAACUUGGAGCAAACGCCCGACACCUACCCCCCCGACACCUUCACGGUUGACCCCAACUUUGGAGCCGGCGACUGGAGAGCGGUGGCGCCUCCCGCGAGUAACUAUAAGAGCCAGCCGCUCGUUCCUGCCUUGAUGGAAACGGGAGAUGGUUAUUCUUACUCGGGGAAUGAUCGAUCGAUCUUGUUGCCGGGCUUGGUUCGCUACCAAGGACCGGCAGAGUGGAUGGUGAACCGGGGCCCGCUGGCGAAGCAUCAUCGGCUUGACAACGGGUACCAGGAGCCAUCGGAUUUUGGAGCGGACCCUAAACAGAUGUUCAAGGAGUUUGCGGAUCCCAGAUUUUCCAUUCGUGGGAUUGUCCAAGAAUUUGAAGAGCGGGCAUGA